Messenger RNA from Rosa chinensis, 579 nucleotides. RefSeq lists its product as uncharacterized. Bases 36 to 518 code for a protein of 160 amino acids. The transcript has 2 exons. The record is from RefSeq and is a predicted model, not a curated record. Lineage: Eukaryota; Viridiplantae; Streptophyta; Magnoliopsida; Rosales; Rosaceae.
UCGUCGUCACCGGCGUCAUCGGCGAUGUUCUCCUUAUGAGGAUCUCUCAUCACUCUCGCCGUCUUCACCGUACUUUCCCUUGCCUACUUCUCCCUCAACUUCUCCGUCUCCUCUCCUCCCCCUCCCUCCGUCACCUCAACCAUCGACCUUCCCGUCGUCAGGCAAGAGGAGACUUCCAACUCCAAUCUGUCACCCGAGGAAGAGGAAGAGUUUUUGGACAUUUACCACUCACCGGAGGUGUUCGGUUGAACUACGCCGAAAUGGAGCGGAAAUUCACGGUGUAUAUUUAUCCAAACGGCGAUCAGAACACGUUUUUCCAGAUGCCGAGGAAGCUCACCUGGAAAUAUUCUAGUGAGGGAUAUUUCUUUCAGAAUAUUAGAAAGGGAAGGUUUCAGACCGAGGAUCCGGGUCAGGCUCAGCUCUUCUUCAUCCCUAUAUCCUGCCACAAGAUGCGAGGCAAGGGUACUUCAUAUGAGAAUAUGACCAUAAUUGUUCAGAACUAUGUAGAGAGCUUUUGACUUGGGUGCCCAGAGCAUAUCGGGGGGCAAUAGACGUCUAUUGGAGGGCAGUAAACGUUUU